AUGGCCGAGGAGAAGACCUUUCGCUAUGGGUUCAUCAUGCUGGGUUUCUUCCUGGUGAUGACGGGCAUGUUCAUCAUGAGCGUGGAAAAACCCCAGAUCUACAUCACCUUCUGCGCCCUGGGCGUCCUGCUCGUAGCCGUGGGCAUCAUCUGGAGCAUGUGCCAGUGCUACCCGAAGAUAACGUUCAUCCCUGUAGACCUUGAGGCCGAGAGGUUCCUGGACCACAAACCCAUCGUGCUGCCGGAGAGGGACACCCGCUUGACUGUACCCUGUCCCAGCCAAGAGGCCACCAGCACCUACGAGAAAAGCCUGCCGUCCUAUGAGCAGAUCCAGAGGCAGGAGGUGGGCUUGGAGCAGCUCCCACCCACCCCCCAGCCCAGACCCCGCAGCUGCUCCCAGCCGGCCCUGCAGGCGAAAGCAGAGGUUCACCGGGAGCUGGGGGGUGCCGGGGACCCCCCCCGAGAGACAGCACCUCGGCUGGAAGGAGCAGCAAACAGCCCCUCCCGGCCAGCCCGGGGGGAUGCGCCGCUGGCAUCCCUCCUGGAGGACAUGGACACGCCAUCGCUGGAGGGCUCCGUGCCCAGCAGCCCCGUGCCACGGGUCCGAUCCCCACCAUCUGCUGCUCGCUCUGGUUCCACCCCGACCAGCUCCCCGGCGGGGGGACAGCACCCCGGUUCCCCCUGCAAAGGCACCAGGAAGGAAGACGACCUCUAUUAUGGGCUCCAAGAGGGGACGGAUACGGUCCUUGAGGAUAGCGACUGCCUCUUUGAGCCUGAAAACUGAUUUCCUAGAGAC
Messenger RNA from Calidris pugnax (ruff), 795 nucleotides. It is a transcript of the gene BSND, whose product is annotated as barttin CLCNK-type chloride channel accessory beta subunit. Gene Ontology annotation, biological process: chloride transport. Gene Ontology annotation, cellular component: basolateral plasma membrane. Gene Ontology annotation, molecular function: chloride channel regulator activity. The coding region runs from base 1 to 783 and encodes 260 amino acids. The transcript is spliced from 4 exons. NCBI's taxonomy places the organism in Eukaryota, Metazoa, Chordata, Aves, Charadriiformes, Scolopacidae. The record is from RefSeq and is a predicted model, not a curated record.